Messenger RNA from Symsagittifera roscoffensis, 2324 nucleotides. Its product is annotated as oxysterol-binding protein 1-like. Gene Ontology annotation, molecular function: sterol binding. The record is from RefSeq and is a predicted model, not a curated record. The coding region runs from base 174 to 2324 and encodes 716 amino acids. NCBI's taxonomy places the organism in Eukaryota, Metazoa, Xenacoelomorpha, Acoela, Convolutidae. The transcript has 7 exons. Gene Ontology annotation, cellular component: cytosol; intracellular membrane-bounded organelle; membrane.
UUCGUUACAGCUUUUAUUUAAAUUUAUUGUUUUAUGAGCAAACUCAAAGCCAUCAAAAGGAGUGCAUCAUGAUGUCUAUUGUCUCAAAUAACUUUCGCGAUCCAAAUUUUUGCUUGAUAAAUCUAAUUUUUCUGUAAAUUAUGUACUAAAAAACCAAGUUAUUCGUAUAAAACAUGGAAGGAUAUCUCGAUAAAUACACCAACGUCAUACACGGAUUCCGCAGUCGUUAUUUCAAGCUUCAAGACGGCUACUUGUAUUAUGCGAAAACUAAAUCGGAGCUUCCCUUGUUGUGUCGGGGCAGCAUCUGUGUAGCAAAAGCGGUUAUUAAAACGAAAAGCAAGCCACACGCUUCGAAUUCCAGUCACAGCAACGUCUUAACGAUUUCUCUCGGGAAGAAAAAAUCUCUGAUAUUGAAAGCAAAAGAGGUUCCGUCAUAUCAGCAAUGGGUAGACGCUCUAUUCAACGCACAAAAGUCUACUGGCAAGCCGUUUCUUUCUCUCACGACACCAAAUUCAUCAGCCUCCUUUCAAGACGAGAGCAGCAGCGACGACUCACCACGACCCGAACCCCCUCUGAAAGCCGAUAACUUACGCUCGUUAAUUGUGUCCUUACAAAAUCAGCUGUUUGAAUUACAGACGAAUAAAGUGGAGUUCUUUUCAAGUUUGAAUGCUCUUUUCGAAAUUGACGGGACAAAACUAGUGGAAGUGACUGAUGGCAAAAACUCUGCGGCUGUUUUGGCGAAAGAGAUGUACAAGACUGAGCAAAGUUUCAAGGAGUUGGCAAUGCAGUGUAUUUCGUUCAUAUCAUCUGGAGCUGCUAUCGAAAAUGAUUAUUCGCACCUGUUGCGAGUGUCGAAUGAGGCUUCUAUUAGCAAUGUGGCCUGUGCCAAACUCGUGGCCAACAUGCAUGAGCGAAACAUGCAGAGGAGCACAAACUCAGAGGACGACUCAUUCCAACUACCACGGGAGCACCAACAACGCCGGGACACUGUGACGUCAUCAACACCGUCGUCCCCAAUCUGGCCCAUGAGACCAUCAAUAGUUGUUGACGAUUACUCGAAACUAAGAAAUCGAUUCGCCAAGCGAGCCAGUCUUCGUGCUGGUAGCCGACAAGGCUCUUGCGCCGAAAACAUUUUCGCAUUUAUAUCCUCUCAAGCUACCACGAUCAACACUAACCGGAAAGACCAGCCGAGAUUUUCGCUGAAUUUACCUAUCGGCUGCUACGAACCCCUUAGUGUUUUGCAGCGAAUGGUUGAACAGCUGCAGUGCACAUAUUUGUUAGACAGAGUUGCUUUAGCCGAAAGGGAUCCAGUUGCUCAGUUGGCCCAUUUGUCUUCCUUUGUGGUGUCGAUGUCGUGCAUGAUAGCAGGAAGAGUGUCCAGUCCAUUCCAGCCAAUAGAAGGAGAGACUUUCGAGUUCUGCUGGGAAACGGAGUCUGAAUCGCGUGUUUGGGUUCUGUGUGAAAGCAUAGUACACGAUCAAGGAGUGCCUGUGAGCCUCAUGUUCUGCGAGAGCGACUGCUUCGGGUGGAAACUGAGUUGCGAGACUGUUCUCCAGUACACCAUGCAACCCCACAAGCUGAACAUCAUCAACAAUUCUCUGUUCAGACUAAACCUCAAAGAUGGAAGCCAGUUUUCUUGGAACAUGCCAGGUGCUCAAGUUUCGACGAAUGCAGCCACAACUAGCAGAGUCCAGGAGCAACUAUGGCUAAACCAGACAGGGACAGUCGAAAUAUCGAGCAACAAAGACCCUCUCAAGGCGUCCAUUAACUUCCAAAAGCAUUCAUACUUCUCACUCAACAAACGACCGCCAAACUUCACAUCGGUCACAAUUUAUGACGAAUCAAAUAGCCCAAAAUUGGUGCUCCAAGGCCAAUGGAACAAAUUCUUGGAAUCAGAUCCGGAGUUUCUGAUGGAAUCUGGUUCGGGAAUUGAGCCUCGUCGAUAUUGGGAUAUUCAGGAAAUUGCAGGCUCAAGCAGUAAUAUUAAUUACGAUAUAUACAACUUCUCGAAUUUCACUCUAGCGCUUAAUGAUUUUAUCAACAGUGCUUUCGAGUCUAAUCUUCCCGUGACAGACUCAAGAUUCAGGUCUGAUUUACGAGCUUUAGAAUCGACUGAUUUUGCCAAUGAUUUUGUGUUCAUACCUGCUAGGUCUAAAGACAAAAGUGAAAAUCUUCAGCCCAAGUAUUUCUCAGCGACUACAGAAAAAGGCUUGCAGAUUUAUGAUGGCGCCAAUUAUACUCAGCUGCCGCAAUUUCAAUUUACAGGUGCUUACCAAAAAUAUCAGUUCAAAAAGAGCUCACUUAAUAAUUCUGUCUUUGAAUAA